AUGAAGCUGUGCCCACACAGUAGGACGGUUCACGCCGUCUAUCGUGCUUGUACCCUCCGAUACUCAGAUGAGUCCUUCUCCAUUGCUGACCUCUCCAUUGCAGACGUCUCUGUGGCGCCCCAUGUGGAACUAACCCCUUACCUAACUCGGUAUUAUAGAGACACUUACGAAUCUUGGCACAACGGAGUCUUACUCAUAGGGUACGUGGUGGACACAGCCAGCAUGAACCAAAUGAGGUUCGAACUGAUUCGUCGACUCACGGUGAAGGCUAGUCAAGCAGCCGAGCGGAUAGCCGAGGGCACGGAUCGGUUCACCGACACGCAAUGGGUGCGGGCGGUGGUGCAGUGCACGAGGGACCUUCUGCCAAGUGAGUGCACACACGGCCUCUCCAACUACACCGAUCAGCUGCCGCGAUUGUUCCCGAACAACAGUGGCGGUGCCAUCAAGGGGUACACCUGCUACUUGGGUUAUGCCAUCCUUGCUGACAGGCCAUCAUCGAUGCAACUCGAUAGGUACCGGUACAGUGAGAGCUAUGCGAGGGAGAUGUCGGCCGAGGAGUUGGAGCGCAUGAGAAAACGACGAAAGGUGGCUAUCAUCGUCGGCCUUACUGUUGGUUCUGUAGCAGUGGUGAUCUUCAUGAUCAGCCUAUUGGUUUGGUUCCUUUUGAACUGGUGGAGAAGGCGGAUUGCGAGGCUCGAGCAUGUCUGGCCGUCGUGGAAUGGAUGUCGAUGA
Molecule: messenger RNA, 732 nt
Organism: Lolium rigidum
Lineage: Eukaryota; Viridiplantae; Streptophyta; Magnoliopsida; Poales; Poaceae
Product: cysteine-rich receptor-like protein kinase 26
Exons: 1
Coding region: 1-732 (243 amino acids)
Source: RefSeq, a predicted model, not a curated record